UUACAAGCCAAAUUUUUAUUGAGUUACGAACAAUUCAUAAUUUACUCUGAAAAUGUUACGGCAAAAUGCAAUGCUGAUAUCAUUCUAACGCAGGAGUUAAUAUCAGAUGUUACUCUAUUCAAUAGACUAAACAAACAGAGCUGGAUUGAUUUUAUUUUACAAAGUUAUAAAGUUUUUGUAAUGGAUAGCUGUUUUUUCGAUUGUGUUUGCGUUAGUUCGCAACCACGAGAUGUCGUAAAAGUUAUUAUUGAUUGGUUUAAUGAAAAUAUUUCACACCAACAUGCUACUUUGCGAGGAAAAGAUAAACCAGUAAAAACCAUAACAAACAUAACUACUGAUCUUUCGGACGGUGUUGCAUUUAUAUCAGUUAUUUUGACAUUCUGUCCAUUCAUGGCUAAUCAUUUUACACUGUUUUGUGAGAUAAAUAAUGCCGAUUCUAAUAGUUGCAUUAUUAAUAACGCAUGUCUUGUUAUUGAAGCCUUGAACCUUCUGAGACUUUAUUUUCCAAUAAGUACUAAAGAUUUCUUACAGCCCAAUUAUUUACUCAUGUUAUUUUUGUCAAUUCACUUAUAUGUUACGUUACCCAUGUUCACGCCUAGAGAUACUGUAAAAUUUUAUCCCCCUCUUCACAGAAGCUCUACUCGACAAGUUGCUAUAAAUCCCUCAAGUCAGGAAUCAUUAAUUUUCAAUCAUAUUAUCCUUCAGAAUACAAAGAAUAAUUUUACCGUUGAAAAGGCAUCUCCACCUGAUAAUGGUAAAAAAAUGUUUCUCAGCGUGAAAUAUAAUGCUAAUUUUACGGAAAAAGAAACAGCUAUUCUUCUUGUGCAUGGCUAUAAUAAAACAAGAAUAUUUGACACUUACAUAGUAUUUAUACUACAUGGCUACAUAGGUUUAUUGAACCCAAUUAGGAAGUGUAAAGUCACAGGUCCCUUGUAUCGGCCGAACAGAGUAGAUGUUCUGGUAGCUUCACCUUUUGCCGUAACGGCAACGUUUAAACUAUAUCUAACUGAUAUUGAACCUACAAUUCCAAUUGAGUACAAGGAGGAAGUCAAACCAAGGUUCUUUAUACGACGCCUAAAUCUUAUAGACAAAGAGAUUUCUCUCACAGGAAUGCCUAAAGAGAGUGGACAGGAAGUGCAAGAACAUAAAUUGUAUUUUCAAAUUAUAUGUUUAAGUACUCAACUUGGCAACUCGUGGGUUUGGUUUAAAAGUGAAAUUGGCGAAUUUUAUAUUAAAAUAACCACUCAAGCACGGUGGGAUUUAGCAAUUGACACCUUACAAGCUAAAGUAAGAACCUGGCCCAUGGACCCAUGCAGCUGUGGCGAGGCCUGUGAAUGUUAUAGAACAACAGUUUUAACGAUCCCACAUAAAAAUGAAUUAAUGCUAAAAUCACUACGUUAUUCAUUACUCGAACACGCCUCGGAAACUAUGAUGCAAGUUUAUGACCAACUAAUAGAGACGGCUACUGGUAAAAUAAUUUUGAGUAUGUUACUUAGUGAAGGCGGAACAAAUAUAUCAGAUGUGCAACACAUAUUACGCAGUGAAAGCUCAUAUAGAAUCACAUCCCGCGCUCUGUUACCGCGUUUGGAUCGUGUCACUUUAUUGCAACACACAAACGCUAUCCUCAUACUACCAAUAACAAUUCCAGCCCAAGAUAAGUCGGAAAAAUACUCAGUUACUCUUACUUCCGACUGCGGUAUGGACAUCCGCACAUACAGAAUACUUUUCAUUGAGUCGUCACCAAGUGAAUAAUUGUUUUUAUAUAAAGCGUAGAUAACAUUCACAGAAAAAUUCAAGCUAUGUAUAAACAAUAGUGCGUAUCUCCAUUGUUUGCAUUAUACCUUCUAUGUGUAUUGCGUGUUUAAUUUUUAUAUCUACUUAUACCUAGCUAUGAAGUUAUUAAAAAUUAAAACGAGCAGACAUGGACCUAGGUAACGGAAGAGAUUACUGAGGUUUUCACUAUACAUAUAAUAUCGAUACUCAUACUGAUAUCACAGUAUUACAAUAUUAUUUCCUAUUGAUAUCCU
Messenger RNA from Colias croceus (clouded yellow), 2027 nucleotides. RefSeq names its product cilia- and flagella-associated protein 47-like. The transcript has 2 exons. The record is from RefSeq and is a predicted model, not a curated record. Gene Ontology annotation, molecular function: protein binding. The coding region runs from base 181 to 1752 and encodes 523 amino acids. Lineage: Eukaryota; Metazoa; Arthropoda; Insecta; Lepidoptera; Pieridae.